Messenger RNA from Ceutorhynchus assimilis (cabbage seed weevil), 1985 nucleotides. The record is from the annotation of a GenBank genome assembly. NCBI's taxonomy places the organism in Eukaryota, Metazoa, Arthropoda, Insecta, Coleoptera, Curculionidae.
CCGGAUCUCAUGUAUCAAAAUACUUUUCCGAAUUAAAAUCUAGUCAUCGAUUCCGGCUUCUUUUGCUUGCAAGGUCGUAUAUGAUGCGGUAGACCCAGUACUUCGAUUCCAAACCAGCAUUGCAACAGUUAACUAGAUAUCCUUCAAAAUCUUAAACAUUUUGGUACUUUUUGCUUGAAACAAAAUCUUCAUAAAAAUUGAUUAGCAACGUCGCAUUCUACUGAGUAUAGGUACGACCUUCAAACGAAAAUCCCCUUCCUGCUACGAACCAAUCAUGGCCAAGCGAGGUUCGCAGCCGCAGCAAAGAAGGGAAUCUCGAUUGUUUUUUGCUGCUGGUUCCUGUUGGGUGUACGAUAGAAUCGCGGUACGACAAAAUAUAAUGUGUUUCGGGUUUUAGAAAUAACAAACCAAUUUAUUCGGCGAUUGAUUGUUUCGUUUUUAGUGGUUCCUGUUGCAAAAAAAUAGUACCAAAUAAUAAGUGGUUCUUGCUUUUCUGUUGUUAGACAAAAGUGUAAUGAGCUGCUAAGUUUUGGAAUAAUUUUAUUUUAGAUGAGAGAAAUUGAAUUUAGGCCAUGAAGGGCUGGUUUGACGCAUUUCGCAACGAUGGAGGACCCACCCUGUACAAUUUCAGCAACAGAACCGCCGUUACCGGCGACGUCACGGUGAUCACUUUUCUCGUUAUUUUCGCCACCCUAUAUGUAGCUUUUCUGAUCAUAUUUCCUGGUAUAAGAAAAGAGAGAUUCACAACAUUUUGUGCUGUAACCCUAUCAUUACUAGUAGGAGCAACCAUCGUGAUAUCACUUUUCGGCUCUGGCUGGCACAUAGCCGAAAGCACCAUCCACGGAACCUAUCGAGCAUUUUCAAACGAAAAAAUUUCGGCUCACCUAGGAGCCUAUGUCGGACUUCAGCACAUCAAUAUUUCCUUGCAAGCUCUUCCAAUCAAUAAUUCUACAAUAGACAUUGAUUAUAAUGAAAGAUUCGAUUGGGUGGACUCUUACCAAAUGGGCGACAGUUUCCAAAAAGCCUUAGUAAGAGGCUUACCGUUUCCGGUACUUUCUGUGGCCGAGUACUUUACCGUAGGUCAAGACGGACUCGCUUGGGGCGGUCAGUACAGGGCGGCCGGCUAUUUCGCCAUUAUAAUGCUGUGGACCGCGUUCGCCUUUUGGGUGCUGAUGAACCUGAUGCUUAUAGUGGUACCGAGGUACGGCGCUUUACUAAUGACCGCCUGCGGAUUCCUGCUACUCGCCACGGUGUGCGGUUAUUUCGGAAUGUUACCAGAAACUCCUUUGGUGAUUCAUAUUGAAGGAGCUACGCUUAGUUUUAGGUUUGGGUGGUGCUAUUGGUUGAUUUUGAUUGCUGGUAGUAUCUGCUUAACAGCUGGUGUCAUUAUAACAACAAUCGAAAUAGUGAAUCCUCAUAGUUUCUCAACAAUACUAGAAAUUGAUUACGAUACGCCAUACGACAGACACAUAAUUAUUGAAGACAGUCGCGGCAGAAAACAUCAAAAAAAGAAAAACAGUACCGGACUGGAAGAGCCUGAUGAAGGUAUUGGACACAGGAUACUCAGGAGAUUGUCCUCGAAACAACGUGAAGAGAAACCAGAAUCGUCACAGGUUGAUAAUCGCAAUUUUGAGUUAUCAGAAGUGCCUUGGAGGUAUUCUUAUAGGCAAAAGCCUCGAAGCAUAGAGCAAGACGAGUCUAUUAUUGCUUAUUCGUCACCUCUUCGGUACGAUAACCAUCAUCAUCAUCACCAUCAGAAGUCUCAAGCUCCUGUAUGGUAACACGCGACUUCUAAGUUUAUUUUUUUUAGUGCAAUUUUCAUGUAUAAGUGAUGCUAUAUGUGAUAUACUUUUAGUCUUUAAGGUUCAACGAAAAUAAUGGCCAUAAUUUACUUAUUUGACUAUUUCGAUUGUAUAGUAUUUAUUUAAACGAAUUUAAGAAUAGAGUUUUGUGUUAUAUAAAUAAAAUAAAUUUUUGAUUUUCUA